Messenger RNA from Penicillium coprophilum, 372 nucleotides. RefSeq lists its product as uncharacterized. NCBI's taxonomy places the organism in Eukaryota, Fungi, Ascomycota, Eurotiomycetes, Eurotiales, Aspergillaceae. The record is from RefSeq and is a predicted model, not a curated record. The transcript is spliced from 2 exons. The coding region runs from base 1 to 372 and encodes 123 amino acids.
AUGGCGCCCAGACUCGCACUUUCCCAACUUGAAAUGACGCGCGACAUGAUUAUCAGUCAAUCACGGACUACUUCUCAAAUGGCUGAGGUAGCUGGCUGUAGCAAACGUUCAAUCACUCGAUGCAGAUCUCCGGAUGUUUGGCAAUGUCCGAGCGCCCUCGAUCCCAGGUGGCCGUCCACAAACCGGAUUCAUACCUGGAUGAGAUGGCGGACUUCUUAUGAAUUUGAGUUGGUCGUAUUAUCGUACACCAUCAGUCGGGCCCUUCGAUCGCAUGGUUGGAGCAAGGUGGCUCGACGGAUAGCACAGGAAAGAAAUGCGGACCCGAGAGACUACUAUCUGUAUCAGCUAUCAAAUUUCCGUUCGUACCAUUGA